GCUGCAAACAGUGCUGAGUGCUUUCCCACCUGAAAUAAGUGCAAUAUUGCAAGUGCUAAUGAACCAUUUGCACCUGUUAAGGAGCUGGCUCAUUGUGCGUUAGCUGUGUUUGGGCGCGCUAGGCGGUUCCCGGUUGUUACACGAUUAGGUGAUUGAGGCGGUACUGUUGAUGGUGAUGCCCUCCCGAGCGUUGCUGGGCUGAAAUGUGUUUUUGUGGCAGUGAUUUCCGUGCACCAUAGAAAGCGUUUAGCAUUAUUUACACCCCGCAAUAGGUAGUUAAUGGUGUGGCUAGGUGUAGCUGCUGCGAGGGCUCGGUAAAACCAGUGGUACAGAGAACGUGUGUGAAGUUCGAUGCAAACAGCACAGGAUCAUCGUUGGUGUGUCUAUUGUGAGGGCUGUUGUUGGCUGUAAAUCAGAUGUGUUUAUGUUGUGUUUCAAUUGUUCCAUCAUUGUGUUAGAUGCUUUGAGUAGAAUGAAAAUUAAUCCCUUUUUGAGCUAGCCGAACCCGAUAAGAAGUGCAUGCAAAGGAAGGAAGAGCUACGACGGCAAAGGUGAACAUAUCGCUUGACACAACUGGCAGCAUCCUUGUUGUGAGGUUUCUCUAGCAGUGACGAUAGAAUUGGCACGCGCCAUACAUUCGGAAAGGUUGAUGUAGUAGAUCGUGUAUAUGAUGGCCGUAUUUGGGGAAUACGUUGUGUACGAGAGUCAAAGCGUGUGAUCUAACGUGUAACGUGUUAUUGUACAGCCGAGAGCCAUCGGAGACCGGAACAGAAAUGUCAACAAAAACAGCUACAACCACCACAACGGUAUCCGGGCGAGGUAGCAGUAGCUCCGGGGAGUUUGAUGUGACUUCCUUCGAGAAACGGCUGCGAGAUCUGAAGGAUACACAGGACAGCAUCCAACAUCUUUCGAGCUGGUGUCUUUCGAGGCGGGCACACCAUAAAAAGAUUGUAAGCAGUUGGCUGAACGUGCUGAAGCAGGUAAAAAUCGAAAGCAGAUUAACGCUGUUCCACCUGGCCAACGAUGUGAUACAGAACAGCAAGCGCAAAAACUACGAGUACGUCGAUAGCUGGGGAACGUACCUACAGAAAGCGACCACGCUGGUGAGAGACGAAAAGGUGAAGCAUAAGAUAUUGCGCAUUUUCAAAAUUUGGGAAGAGCGGGAAAUUUACAACGAAGAAUUCUUGAGCGAUCUGAACGGUUUGCUGAGCGUGACUACAUCGUCAGCCAAGAAGCUGCAGCAACAACAGCAGCAACAACAGCAACAACAGCAGCAACAGCAGCAACAACAACAGCAGAAUGCAUCCAGCUCGAACCACAGUGGACCGACACUCGCGACUGGUCCGACGAAGCUGACUGAAGCGAAAUCCGUCGUCAGUGCGAGCAGUGCCCAGCUGGAUGUGGACGACUAUCAAGCCUCCUAUUUGGUGACAGCAGUGCGGGAAUGUGUCAAACACCAGAGCGAAACCGAUCACACGUUCAAGGGGCUGAACAAAAAGCCCCAUGUCGAUGUGGAAGCGGUAAUGAACUCCAUCAAGGGUAAGGACCGUACGAAGGUGGAAGAAGUCGAGCUCGAAAUCGACGAACAUUUGGCCCAGUACGAGAAUGCGGUGGAGGUCUUGAAGACGGAACAGAAAUCGCGCCAGGAUUUGCUGACCGUACUGGAGCAGGCGAGUUCAUUCUACGAGAACCAGCGAACGGAAGUAAAGGUUGUGGUGAAUGCCUACCGAAACUUUGGCAAUCGGCUGAAAAGUAUGAAAAAGAAGCUGGACGAGCUGACGGUUACCUUACCGAGCCCGAUACCAUCACCGGACAUUAAUGCUCCGUCGCCGGUGCCCUCGGAUGGUGAUAACAUUUUGCCAAGCGAGGACAAUUACUUCCAGAUGCUUCAGCAUCAUGGCAGUUACAUGGGCGGUAACCUUUCUUUCGACAUGAACGACUUCACCCGCAGUGAUUCUCCGAUGGUCAUGAACAGAGUACAACCGAUUCAAGUGAUACAUUCGCGUAAGGAACAAACGGAAGGGGUGAACGAUUUCCUGAAGACUUUUUUCCCCGAUCCAUCAGGUUAUCACGGGCCUCCGACGGGCGCACAAAACAUGUCGACUGGCGGCGGCGGGGUAGCGCCACCCUCGCAACCACCUCCGGGCAUUGUACCGCAUCCGAUAGGACCGUACGGUGGUGGCGCGAGUGGUGGUGGUAGUGGUGGCUUUAUAAAUCCUUGGACAUCCUCGACACCACGUGGCCCACCUCCGGGAAGAGGAAAUAAUGGUGGAUAUGGUGGCAACAACAGACCUCCACCGUAUAGCGGUCAGCCGAUGGACUAUGGUGGCCCGCAGCAAUCACAGGGCGUGGGACGCAAUACAGGAUCCGUUUCUCAACCACUACAGCCACCGCCACUACCGCCUAUCAACCUGGAUACUUCGGAUGAUUACAACUCGACCUGGAAUAUGUCCAUGGGAUGGGAUGGAACGCAUGACUCCUCCGGUUUCCAGAGCUUAGAUGCUCCAGUCUCUCCGUCCCACUACGAUCGCAAAGGAAUGAACAAUAGCGCAAUGCUGGUAGAUUACGGCGACGGCAGCAGUGGUGAUGGUGGACUGAUGCAAGACGUUGACCAUCGGCAGCGGUCGAGUAAUUUGUCGAUGCCACCGUUCGCGAAAGACAAAGGCCGCCUUGCGGAUGUGGACCAUAGGAAUUUAAUCUCACUCACCGGAUCGCCCGGCGGUCCGCCACAGCUUAAAGAUGUGCACGAUCUGGAUGCCAUGGACGAUAGUUCGUCCUCUAGUAGCAUGCCGUUGGCAGCGAUUGGCCAUGGUAUGCACAAACGGAAGACGGCACCUCCACAACCUGUACCUGCACCGAAGGUGCCAUCCAGUGAAUCGGGCGGGAGUAGAACUUCUAUUUGGGCAGCCCAUGGAAAUGCAUUCUCGGCACCGUCGAACGAUAUCGAUCUGCGGUUGUUGCCACCGUCCUCUUCCGCUGUGCCAUCGGCCCUGACCGUGAUACCUACGAUGGGUGAAGAUUCGGAUGGUGCCUCUCACAACGAUACCGGAGACGACACGAAUGAUCUCGAUCUCGAUAUGAGGAUAAAAUCGUUGGAAAAAACGAUCACGGCACAGUAUGCGAACAGUGCAGCGCAUAACUCGAUACCACAUCUCUCCAUCGACAGGCUCGGUGAGCCGAACGACGGUGAUAACGACGACAGCGUACAAUCGGUAGAAAGUGUGACGGCCCGUGAUGAGGGUGAUUUGCCUUCUCUGCAAACGCCGGUUUCACUGCUAGAGAUUGACAGCUUUUUGCAAAACUUUGAACGUGAAAAUUUUGAGGAUUUUUCGAAACCACCAGCAUUACUGAUGAGCAAUCAGACAGAAUCGUCCCAGUCACCACCAGCUACCUCAGAGCAUUCCGGUCCGGUGGUAGGAGAUGUAAAGAGAAAUCCUUCGGACAACACCGAGAGUGUGGACAUGGAUCUAUCCGACGAGGAGAGCGAAGUAUUGCAACAAACUCACCAAGAGGGAGAUAAACAUUCACCUUCACAGUCCACAGUCUCCUAUCAUCAUGGGGCCGACGAGGGUAGCAAUGAUACGACAUCAAUGGACGAUUCUGCUGCCAAGGACAACCAGGAGUGUGAUAACCCGUUAAUGCGACUACCGAUGAACAGUGUGGCCAAUGCCAAUAAUAAUGGUGUUGGUGGCAGUAACAACAACAGUAAUGGCGCUGGUGGUAAUAACCAAACGACCCCGUUGCUGCAACGACCUCCAUUGUUACCGGAUCCAACGUUUCCACCCGGUGCCGGUCCGAAGUGGGAUUUACCACCACCCAACCUGAUGAGUUUACCGACGAUGUUGGGUAACUUUAAUGCAGUGAUACCGCCGCCACCGACGCCCGGUGGGCUCGUGAACAAACUCUCCCAACCACCGCCCGGUGCCGGGCAAAUAUGGGCCGAUCAGCCACCUCCAAACGGCCAGGCCGAUGUGGCCAACCGGUUCGGUACACCGAACCGUCCACCACCUCCGCUUCCGUUUGGUUCGGGCAAUGGUGGCCAGAAGGUGGGCGGUGGCAAUUUCCGUGGUGGCGGAACGCCUCGUGGAGGGCGAGGUCAUAAUCGAGCACCGUACUUCCGUGGCGGAGGAUCGGGUGGUAUGCGUGCGAAUAUCGUCCCUGGGCUGAUGAUGGGUGGUCCCGGUGGUGGUCCUUUCGCGGGACCGGUUGUAGGCGGUACGGGGGGAUCACCGGGAAUGCGCGGUGGAUAUCAUCGAGGCGGUGGAAACAAAUUCCGUGGUGGUGGCGGAGGAGCCAACAACCGUACCGGUUGGUAACGAGGUUUAUGAAUGUGUGUGUGUUGUGGAGAGACAAAGAGAGAGAGAGAGAUCGAGAAGGACAGGAAAAUGAAAGAUGAUCGAUCGCAUGAGUGAACUGAGCUAUGGUAGAUAACUUUAAGACGCAGCUUUUCCGAUGUAAAUGGUAAAUAACAAACAAUGUAAUGGCAUACAUUGUCGAAUGCGAUCGUAUGCACCGAUUCAAUACCGGAAAGGAGCUAUAUCGAAUAUAAGUGUUGAUAGUGGACAUGGAGCUAGGCACUUCUGUGGAAGCACUUCUGUAGGGAUUGCAAGGAAGGAGUAAAAAACAAUUCAUUGGCACAGCCGUGCCCAACCGCGAUCGAUUGUCGUACAGGGUUCAGAGUUGUAAAUAUGACUGAGAAGUGUAGAAAUGGCAAAAAACAAAACGUAUAUAUUUAUCGCAAUCCAAAACCAGGCUAUAAAUUGACGCGCAGCAUAUCCUACCGAUAGGGGUAAGCAUAUGUAGAUCGGAAAUUUGUUCGAACUAUUGGGCGAUCUUUUUUCCCUUUCGAAGGCGAUACAAAGGUGUUCGCCCCGCGAAGUACAGAAAAGUAUAGAUUGUAAAUCUAAAAAUAUGCACUUGC
This is a messenger RNA of Anopheles moucheti, 4921 nucleotides long. Its product is annotated as trithorax group protein osa. Gene Ontology annotation, biological process: mRNA 3'-end processing. Gene Ontology annotation, molecular function: RNA polymerase II complex binding. Lineage: Eukaryota; Metazoa; Arthropoda; Insecta; Diptera; Culicidae. The transcript has 8 exons. The record is from RefSeq and is a predicted model, not a curated record. Bases 774 to 4316 code for a protein of 1180 amino acids. Gene Ontology annotation, cellular component: RNA polymerase II, holoenzyme.